Cylindrotheca closterium is the source of this 912-nucleotide messenger RNA. NCBI's taxonomy places the organism in Eukaryota, Bacillariophyta, Bacillariophyceae, Bacillariales, Bacillariaceae. The record is from the annotation of a GenBank genome assembly.
AUGGCUGUCAGUCCAGAGGACCUGUUUGCGUCUCCUACACCAAAUAACAAAAAGAAGAAAAAGAACAAGUAUGCAAAGUUCUCAAAAGCGGACAAGAUCGAAAAAGAUCCCCUAGAACAACUGAUUGAAGAGUCAGAGGAGAAAGUAAAGGCUAUCGAAACAGAAGCAGCGAGCAAACGAAUAAAGGUCGUUCCAGUUUCACCAGAAGCAGACAAGAGACUUGAGUUUCCAAACAACAAAGACAUUGAUCCUUAUGAUCCUACCACAUUUGGAUAUAUUGAAAUUGGAACGGUCCAAGGAGCUCAUGGCGUUCAUGGGUGGGUCAAAGUCCAAGGGUAUACGGAUUUUCCAGAACGAUUGACCAAACCUGGAAUGCCAUUACAUUACAAACCCGUUCGGAAACGGGCUCCUAGAAAGAUUACAUUGGCAGCUGGAAAAGAGACAGGAAUGGAUGCUUUUUUGGUCCAAUUUCAAGGGGUCUACAACCGAACGGAAGCGGAGAAACUAAAAGGAGCUUCAAUAUAUUAUGCUACUCAACAAGAUUCUGUUGUUCAAGAGGACGAUCUGAUUGUAUCCGAUCUGGUUGGGCUAGACGUUUAUACUGAUGAAGAAGAAACGUUCGUUGGCAUUGUGAAGGGGAUCGUCUUGGCCGAAGAAAUGUGUGCUGUUCCAGGUUUGGGCCAAGAUAUGCUAGAGGUGGCCAUACACAAAUCCAAGAGCGACCAACGAACUGGUAGACCGGUUCCAGACGAUUUGGUAUUGAUUCCAUUUGUACCUGAGAUUGUACCAAAGGUCGAUUUGAAAGAGAGAAAGAUUGUCAUUGACCCUCCAGCAGGACUCCUAGAUUUGACAUACAUUAGGGAAGAAAGGGUUGUCCUCAAGGGGUUGCUGCCGCCGGCUAAGACUAAUUGA